Magallana angulata is the source of this 480-nucleotide messenger RNA. RefSeq lists its product as uncharacterized. Gene Ontology annotation, cellular component: membrane. The transcript has 4 exons. The coding region runs from base 34 to 435 and encodes 133 amino acids. Lineage: Eukaryota; Metazoa; Mollusca; Bivalvia; Ostreida; Ostreidae. The record is from RefSeq and is a predicted model, not a curated record.
GCAAUUCGACACGAUUUUGGAGAACGGAGUGAUAUGACAGUAUCAGGAAACCUACGACAGUGGCCCGAGCUUGGAGAAAACGGUGAAGCUGGCAUUGGGCAUAUUAAAUCUAACGAAACAUUCCAACUUGCAACAAAUUUUUUGCUCGAAACUGGUAAAUCAGCUUGCGCCAGCUUCUUCUACAGACGAGAAAAAACGGGGUCCACUUUAAAAUUCUUCUAUACCACUUCCGGACUUCGUCGUUCUUUGUGGGAAUCCGUGCAGGACGUAUCUAUCAACAAUACGUGGAAACAAGUAAAGAUUGAUUUAUUAGGAAUUCAGUAUCUGGGAAACGUUGUCCUGACAUUGGAAGGAAACACAACGCCUUCCUCUGGUUAUCUGGACAUUGAUAACGUCCUGAUAGUGGAUUUAGCAUGUUCUCUAGUUAAUUUCUAAUAAAGUAUAUUGUUAAUUCCAUGAAACAGAGUGGUCUGGUGUAUU